Messenger RNA from Leopardus geoffroyi (Geoffroy's cat), 4149 nucleotides. It is a transcript of the gene MAP4K5, whose product is annotated as mitogen-activated protein kinase kinase kinase kinase 5. Bases 1 to 2598 code for a protein of 865 amino acids. Lineage: Eukaryota; Metazoa; Chordata; Mammalia; Carnivora; Felidae. Gene Ontology annotation, biological process: protein phosphorylation. Gene Ontology annotation, molecular function: MAP kinase kinase kinase kinase activity; ATP binding. The record is from RefSeq and is a predicted model, not a curated record. The transcript is spliced from 32 exons.
AUGGAGGCCCCGCUGCGGCCUGUCGCGGACAUCCUGAGGCGGAACCCGCAGCAGGACUACGAGCUCGUUCAGAGGGUCGGCAGCGGCACUUACGGAGACGUCUAUAAGGCUAGAAAUAUUCAUACAGGAGAGUUGGCUGCAGUAAAAAUUAUCAAAUUGGAGCCUGGAGAUGAUUUUUCUUUGAUUCAACAAGAAAUAUUUAUGGUUAAAGAAUGUAAACAUUGCAACAUUGUUGCCUACUUUGGGAGCUAUCUCAGUCGAGAAAAACUGUGGAUUUGUAUGGAAUACUGUGGUGGCGGAUCACUUCAAGAUAUUUACCAUGUUACUGGGCCAUUAUCAGAAUUGCAGAUAGCCUAUGUAUGCAGAGAAACUUUACAGGGUCUUGCCUAUUUGCAUACUAAAGGCAAAAUGCAUAGAGAUAUCAAAGGUGCAAAUAUUUUAUUGACAGAUCAUGGUGAUGUAAAAUUAGCUGACUUUGGUGUGGCUGCAAAAAUAACAGCUACCAUUGCAAAGAGGAAAUCUUUCAUUGGCACCCCUUACUGGAUGGCCCCAGAAGUUGCAGCAGUAGAAAAGAAUGGCGGCUACAACCAACUCUGUGAUAUCUGGGCAGUAGGAAUAACAGCAAUUGAACUUGGAGAGCUUCAACCACCUAUGUUUGAUCUCCAUCCAAUGAGGGCCCUCUUCUUAAUGUCAAAAAGUAAUUUUCAGCCUCCAAAACUAAAGGACAAAACAAAAUGGUCAUCAACAUUCCAUAAUUUUGUCAAAAUAGCACUAACCAAAAACCCCAAAAAAAGACCAACUGCUGAAAGACUUCUGACUCAUACAUUUGUAGGGCAGCCAGGUCUCUCUAGGGCCCUCGCAGUUGAACUGCUGGACAAAGUGAAUAAUCCAGACAACCAUGCACACUACACUGAAGGAGAUGAUGAUGACUUUGAGCCCCAUGCAAUCAUUCGUCAUACCAUUAGAUCUACAAACAGGAAUGCCAGAGCUGAACGGACAGCUUCAGAAAUAAAUUUUGACAAAUUACAGUUCGAACCUCCUCUGAGAAAAGAAACAGAAGCACGGGAUGAAAUGGGAGUGUCAUCAGACCCAAACUUUGUAUUACAAUGGAAUCCUUUUGUUGAUGGUGCAAAUACUGGCAAAUCAACCUCAAAACGUGCAAUACCACCUCCCCUACCUCCUAAGCCAAGGAUAAACAGCUACCCUGAAGACAACCUCCUAGAUGAAGAAAAAUCAUCAACUGUAAAACGUUGCCCUGAUUCAGAGAACAGAGCUCCCCAGUUUCUCAGAAGACAGAGUAGCCCAAGUUGUGGUCCUGUAGCUGAGACUUCCUCUAUUGGUAUGGCUAGCAGUGUCAGCAGUCCUGGAGUGCAUACAGCUAGAUACUGUGAUCUGGGAGAUGGUGAUGGUAUUUCAAAACUAAUUAGUGAAAAUACAGAAGGAUCAGCACAAGCACCCCAGUUACCACGGAAAAAAGACAAGCGAGAUUUCCCGAAACCAGCCAUCAAUGGCCUUCCACCCACUCCAAAAGUGCUGAUGGGAGCAUGUUUUUCCAAAGUUUUUGAUGGCUGCCCUUUGAAAAUUAAUUGUGCAACAUCUUGGAUACAUCCCGAUACAAAAGAUCAGUACAUUAUUUUUGGAACUGAAGAUGGUAUUUACACAUUGAAUCUCAAUGAGCUACAUGAGGCAACGAUGGAACAGUUAUUUCCACGGAAAUGUACUUGGCUGUAUGUUAUCAAUAAUACUUUAAUGUCGUUAUCAGAAGGAAAAACCUUUCAACUCUACUCUCAUAAUCUUAUAGCUUUGUUUGAACAAGCCAAAAAACCAGGAUUAGCUGCCCAUAUUCAAACUCAUAGGUUUCCAGAUCGCAUACUACCAAGAAAGUUUGCUUUAACAACAAAGAUUCCUGAUACAAAAGGCUGCCACAAAUGUUGCAUAGUCAGAAACCCUUACACAGGACAUAAAUACCUCUGUGGAGCUUUACAGUCUGGAAUUGUUUUACUCCAGUGGUAUGAGCCUAUGCAGAAGUUCAUGUUGAUAAAGCACUUUGAUUUUCCUUUGCCAAGUCCUUUGAAUGUUUUUGAAAUGCUGGUAAUACCAGAACAGGAAUACCCUAUGGUCUGUGUAGCUAUCAGCAAGGGCACCGAGUCAAAUCAGGUCGUUCAGUUUGAGACAAUCAAUUUGAACUCUGCAUCUUCAUGGUUUACAGAAAUUGGCGCAGGCAGCCAACAGCUGGAUUCCAUUCAUGUAACACAGUUGGAGAGAGAUACCGUUUUAGUGUGUUUAGAUAAAUUUGUAAAAAUUGUAAAUCUACAAGGAAAACUAAAAUCAAGUAAGAAACUGGCCUCUGAGCUAAGUUUUGAUUUUCGCAUCGAAUCUGUAGUAUGCCUUCAAGAUAGUGUGUUGGCUUUCUGGAAACAUGGAAUGCAGGGUAAAAGCUUCAAGUCAGAUGAGGUUACCCAGGAAAUUUCAGACGAAACAAGAGUUUUCCGCUUAUUGGGAUCAGACAGGGUUGUCGUUUUGGAAAGUAGGCCAACAGAAAAUCCUACUGCACACAGCAAUCUGUACAUCUUGGCUGGACAUGAGAAUAGUUACUAAACACCAAAACUAUCUCCAGUGACAGGAAAAUGAGUAUACUCCAUUGAAAGCAAAACUCUCUUAAGUUCAGUACAAACUACACUAGGAUUUACUUUAGCUCUUAAUGGGUUCUAUCUCAAGUGAUCUGUACUUUAAGGUGGAAUUCAAUAUUUCUGUAGCUGGAAACAGCGAUUCUAUCUUGCCACUGUGUGGUGGUUAUAUCAAGUUUGCUUAAUAAAAGCUAUGAGACAAAUAGUCCUCUAGUUCCAGGAAACACAGUCUUUUUAAAAAAAAUAAUGUUUGUAACAAGGGUGCCAUGAUAUUUUUAGAUAACAGCUCACGUGAUUAUCUUCAGAAAGAUAAAUUUAGUGACAAUUUUCUUGUUUUAUACCAUGUUUGAUUCCUUCUUAAUGAACAUAAUUUGAUAAAGAAAUUAUCAAAGAAGGCUUUCACUUUUACAUUGGCCAUUCUGUAUGUUUUUGUAAAAUAGAAUAUUUAAUCCUUAUUUAUUAAUCUCUUGCUGGAGUGGUGUAAUGUAUGUAACUUUUAGCAGAGGAGGGUUUCAGAGCAGCUUAAUUUUUUUUAUAAUGUAUAAAAAUUUUGUUUACCUUCCAAGAGUAGUACUUUGAGGGGUUAAAGGCAGAGUGUUUGGGUUCAGUACAUACAUGCAGUUUUACUUAAUACAAGUAUUUUAUAAUACAGUAUCAUCCAGAAUCGCCUUAAAAGGGAGUUUUGUGUUUUCAAUUAUAGAUAGUUGCAGGGGGUCAUACAGAAGAUACUGAUAAUGGCUGAAGGAUUGUUAAAGGGGUAUGUAUGUCUAGAUGUGACUACCAUGUGUAUGUAUUCUCGACAAGCAGUAUAAUAUACCUGUGAUUUUUUUUUACAUUAGGGAUAAUGCAUAAUAAAUUAAUAUUCAUAUAUAUUAUCAUCCCGAAUGUAAGGGGGGAUGUAUUUAACUGCCCAUGAUAUGUAUUUUACUUAUACUGUACCACAGGGGAAACUGUAAAGCAGCUACAUGUGUAAUCUUGGGUUUUUUCACAUAUGUAGGUAUUCAUUUUGAGUAGGUUUAAGAAAAAAAAUAUUUAAAUGAAAUUGAAUUCCUGAUGGGAUAGUAUAAAUAAGUAUUAUAAAAACCAGUAUUCUGAAAAUAAGAAAGGAUAGGGCCAUUUUUGAGUUUGCUUCUCUUUUGCUAUUGUUAGUACUCAGAGUUGAAGUGUCACGUUGGUACCUGUUGUCCUAACACAUUUACUGAGAACAGCUAGCAUUGAGAUCAUGAACAAGAGGCUAGCAAUAGCAAACUAUAGAUUACUUCAGCAGUUACUUGAGAAGAAAACAGUAGAACGAUCUCAUUCAGUCUUUACCAGCUCUGUAAAAUAGGGAGUGUUAUCAUCUCCAUUUUCCAGAUGAGGAAAUAAGCGUUUAGCAAAGUUAAGAGACUUACCCAAUUCACACAGCAAGUUGGUGGUUGAGCCAGACCGUGAGUCUUGUGACUCUGUUCUUUUCACUAUGCAAUACGCAAACAAUAAAAUGUUAUGCAAAUAAAAUAUAAAGUAAAUUUUCUUUUAAAAUGCA